Rhopilema esculentum is the source of this 3925-nucleotide messenger RNA. Its product is annotated as protein ARV1. The record is from RefSeq and is a predicted model, not a curated record. Lineage: Eukaryota; Metazoa; Cnidaria; Scyphozoa; Rhizostomeae; Rhizostomatidae. Gene Ontology annotation, cellular component: cortical endoplasmic reticulum; Golgi apparatus. Gene Ontology annotation, biological process: sterol metabolic process; intracellular sterol transport; regulation of plasma membrane sterol distribution.
ACACAGGCGGAUUAUGGAUGUGACAUCUGCGAACCCAAAGCCAAAAACUUUUAUUUGUGUAGAGUGUGGGUCAUACUCGGCAUUGAAAUUCAAGAAAUACCCCAGUGGAGCUAUCAAGCUUUAUCAAUGUGUAACUUGUGGUGAUGUUGUUGAUAAAUAUAUUGAAUAUGACAGUGUUAUGGUCCUUUUGGAUAUCCUUCUGCAUAACUCAAAAGCAUAUCGCCAUGUCUUGUUCAAUGUUGAAGUAAAGGUUUUGAGGCAGCUUCUCGUCCUGAGCAUAUUAUGUGAUACCUACAUGAGAUGGGCUGCAUUCCAUCAGUUUUGUUUCGACGAUUCAUCUCUUUCUAAUAACUGGCACCUCGUCCUUGAGCUGCAGUUUUACAAAAUGCUAGGAAUCAGCUCAUUGGAACUUUGCAUUAAUAUCUGCGUUACAUCUGUAAUCGUAUCAUUUGCAAAUCGCAAGAAGAUGAGUUUUUCUGAAAGCUUUCAAAGCAUACCCAAAAGUUUGUUAAUGUCAAGUUAUGGAAAAUUGCUAGCUUUAGCAGCGUUGGUUUGGAACCCUGAUAACAGCUACUGGUAUUUGGUUUUAACAAAAAUGUUUGUUAUAACUUCAAAUGCUGAAGCAAUAAAAGUAAUCAGUCAUCGAACCAUUGCUGAGUCAGUGGCUUAUGUCGCUUGUGGAGUUCUUGCUGGCUUCCUCGUUCAAGAUUACUUAUUGUCGACAAAACUGGCCGAUUGGCAGUUCACGAAGCCAGCCUGAUUUUGCAACAGUGUUCUUCGUGGUUGGUCGUCAAUACACCGAGAAAUUGCCCCUUCUUGAAUGCUCUUGCGUAACAGGCAUGCUUUGGGACUAAUCUCCUACUGUAUGAAAAUACCAAAUACAGUCCAUUUUUGCUUCAAAGUGUUCUGCUUUACCUACAAGGAGAUCAGGCUUCGAAUUUCGAAAAUGAUCUUUCAGGAUUACCGGAACGAGUGUAUCCAGCCAGGUAGUCAUAACAGUGACACUGCAUAACUUCUAGCUUACAAACGCAUCAAAUACCUUUUGCUACCAAUGCAUCCCAAGAUCCUUGUAUUCUGAAGUGAAGAACUGCACUGAAGACCUUCUCAAUGAAAAGUGGGUAGUAAAAUCAGAAAGACGCAGGAAUAAGUUUAUGUGUUAAUCACGGAAAAUUUAACAAAAGAGCAGCACUUAACAGGUAUGCACUUGGCUAUCUUGCAAAAGGAAUGUUGGAAUGUUGGAAUGAUGGAAUGUUGGAAUGAUGGAAUGUUAAAAUGUAAAAUAUAUGUAACUCCGUUUUGAAAUGGAAUGAAUCACACCAUCAGUAGCAAAAUCACACCUUAAAUUAGUAACCAUAUUCAACCUCAGUUUUGAUGCAAUCCAUGUUGUCAAUUAUUUGUAAUCAGAAAUAAAAAACAAGUCUUAUAUUUCUUUUUAACGGGGCCCCUUUUCGGUAAAAAGGGGCCCCUUUUUGCUAGAUUAUGCUGGGGGCUGGUGGGCCAGUCUGCCACUGCUUAAUGUUUCUGUGAAACACAAGUUCCCAUUUUUUGCUGAUUAUUGAAACAUCUACUUUGAAUCAAGUGUAUCUUUUUAUCAGCUACAAUAAUUAAACAUUUUUGUUAAGCCGGAGCAGAAAACUCACCAAAAUGACUUCUUAGCUUGCUAUUCACGUAAAUCAACUCAUGCUUAAUUUCACGAACCGCUAUUGAAUCACAUUGGCAUUUCAGCUUUUUUUCCAAAUUUCUUCUUCUGACUAAUUUUUCCCCCAAUACUUUUAAUUUGAGUUUACGAAGUAGAUUUAUAAAUAAACUUUGCUUCUUUGAGUUUUUAUAAUCUGUCCGGUUUUGGCAUUUCAUUGAAUCACAUUGGCAUUUCAGCUUUUUUUCCAAAUUUCUUCUUCUGACUAAUUUUUCCCCCAAUACUUUUAAUUUGAGUUUACGAAGUAGAUUUAUAAAUAAACUUUGCUUCUUUGAGUUUUUAUAAUCUGUCCGGUUUUGGCAUUUCAUUGAAUCACAUUGGCAUUUCAGCUUUUUUUCCAAAUUUCUUCUGCUGACUAAUUUUUUUCCCAAUACUUUCAAUUUGAGUUUACGAAGUAGAUUUAUAAAUAAACUUUGCUUCUUUGAGUUUUUAUAAUUUGUCCGGUUUUGGCAUUUCAUUGAAUCACAUUGGCAUUUCAGCUUUUUUUCCAAAUUUCUUCUGCUGAAUAAUUUUUUUCCCAAUACUUUCAAUUUGAGUUUACGAAGUAGAUUUAUAAAUAAACUUUGCUUCUUUGAGUUUUUAUAAUCUGUCCGGUUUUGGCAUUUCAUUGAAUCACAUUGGCAUUUCAGCUUUUUUUCCAAAUUUCUUCUGCUGACUAAUUUUUUUCCCAGUACUUUCAAUUUGAGUUUACGAAGUAGAUUUAUAAAUAAACUUUGCUUCUUUGAGUUUUUAUAAUCUGUCCGGUUUUGGCAUUUCAUUGAAUCACAUUGGCAUUUCAGCUUUUUUUCCAAAUUUCUUCUGCUGACUAAUUUUCUCCCCAAUACUUUCAAUUUGAGUUUACGAAGUAGAUUUAUAAAUAAACUUUGCUUCUUUGCGUUUUUAUAAUCUGUCCGGUUUGCAAGAAUUAUGUUUCUGAAAUCUAUCAGCGUUUUCAAUUCUAACUUUAAUAGCUUCAUUCGCCAAAUAUUCUUCCAGUAGACCCAGAAUAUUACAAUAAAUUGGAAUGUGAGUUUGCAUGGGUGAAGAAAGUGACUGAUGAGGGUAGUGAAAUGCAGAAGAGUUCCAGUAGCUUUUGUGAAAAGAGUUAGCUAAAAAAACUCUUAAUGAUGAUUACAAGUCAACUGAAUACAAACGCCUAGCUGUGGAUAUAUCAACAUCGAAACAUUCAGUCUUCCUUCUAAAAGCAUGUCUUUUAUCUUUAGACUUCAAUUAUAAAAGGAGGCAAUCUUCAGAUACCAAUCGUAAAAGUAGGCAAUGCAUAAAGCAACUAACGCUGGCUCAAACACUGCGGUAAAGGAACUCAACAUUAAUGACCAACCCUUGACUGACGUAAGCUUUCUUUAACAGACUAGUUGAACUUUUGUCAGAAACGAGCGCUCGUUACGGAACAAAAUUUCUGGCAAGGCAGGCCAGCUUCCUAGAAAACUAGCGAUGUCCAGAUAUCAAAGAGUGUCUACAGCGAAAUAAUGAGAUGAGAGGCAGUGGCGGAACUAUCGGGGUGAGAGCUACCCGAGCUUUUGCUGAAUUGUCGAAUGAAAUACAAUUUGGGUAAAUUUGGCCAUAUUUCGACAAAGUUGCUUGUUGUUGGAGCGCCGAAAUAAACGAAGAAUUUUACAUUUUUAUAUACACUUGCAGUAGGAAAUUUGUUCAAGAAUCACAAACUCAAUAGUUAGUAAACGGUGGAGAAGGUCCCUUCUGUUUUCGACAUCCGAGUAUGCCUUCACUUUAUUUAUUUGAAAAAUAUCCUGCUCUGCAACAGAACACUUGACAUCCCCUAAGAAAUUUUUCUAGCACCGCCCCUGGCUCUAAGGUACAAUCUCCUCUUUUAGAUAAACUGCGUAAAAACAUUAGUAAGAAGUGAAAAGGGGCUGCAGUUGGCAUUUACAAUGAGGAGUCAGCCCCCCCCCCCUUAGCCCCAAGAGCUUGAAACCUCUGCAGGAGGAUCGUUGUCUGCGUUUAAAAAUACAUUAUCUCUGCGUUUAAAGCUGCGUUAUUACUGCGUUAUCUGAUUAAGUCUGCGUUUGAAGAUCAUAGGCCGUAUGACUGUCGGAUAUCUAAAUAUCAAUUUCAUUAGAAAUGAAUUUUAAUGCAUUAAAAGAGAUCGGAAUCUUGUUAAUCUAAUGGUUGCGGAAAUGAAAAUUGAUGAUUUUUCUACAAAAGGACAAUUCUAUGUUAAUGGCUAUGCUGAUUCACUGCGGCUUGAUAGAAAUGGUGAAGGUGGUGGCCUGU